Molecule: messenger RNA, 4165 nt
Organism: Mytilus californianus (California mussel)
Lineage: Eukaryota; Metazoa; Mollusca; Bivalvia; Mytilida; Mytilidae
Product: ubiquitin carboxyl-terminal hydrolase-like
Exons: 7
Coding region: 97-639 (180 amino acids)
Biological process (GO): protein deubiquitination; ubiquitin-dependent protein catabolic process
Cellular component (GO): cytoplasm
Molecular function (GO): cysteine-type deubiquitinase activity
Source: RefSeq, a predicted model, not a curated record
UUACAUCUGACUUUUUUGCAGUACAUUUUCAACCUAGGCGUCCCUAAAGAAUGGCAGUUUGUAGAUAUUUAUGGACUGGAUGCAGAUCUGUUAGGAAUGGUGCCACGACCAGUAGCUGCUGUAGUAUUGUUGUAUCCAAUCACAGAAAAGGCAACAGCAAGUCCUCUGGGUGAAGUUAAGUCAUCAUCAGACCUGUUCUUUGUAAAACAGACCAUAUCUAACGCCUGUGGAACUAUAGCCAUUGUACAUAGUCUGGCAAAUAACCAGGACAAGAUCAAGUUUAUAGAUGGGAAACACUUCGGACAGUUUAUAGAAGGUUGUUUGAAACUAUCUCCUGAAGAAAGAGCAGCAUUUCUUGAAAAAGACAAGGAUAUGGGUUCUGCACAUGGAGAUAGUGCCCAGGAAGGACAGACACAGGCCCCACCUGCAGACGAAAAAUUGAAGACCCAUUUUAUAGCUUUUGUGUGCAAAGAUGGUGGGCUCUAUGAAUUAAAUGGUGGAUGUGAUGGCCCUGUCUACCACAGUACCUCUAGUCCCGAUACAUUAUUGGAGGAUGCAGUAGCUGUUGCUAAGAAGUUCAUGGAGAGAGAUCCUGAUGAAGUCAAUUUCACUUUGAUGGCAUUGGCAAAAGUCGAGUAAUACUGAUUGGACACUUCAUGGUCACAUGAUCAACAAGAUAUCCAGCUUUAUCUGUUUUGACUGUGAUGCUGCACAUGCGACAUUAUUGUGCAUUCUAUGUUGUGCCUCAACACAAGCAUUGUUCUCUUAUUUUACAGUAUUUUUGGAUCUCUAGAGUAUCUUCACAUGAAUGGGUUAUGGAUGAUAUAACAACUUAAUGAAGAUUGCUUUGCCUUUUGACAGUUUGACGCUUUUAUUUAUAAAAUUCAAGUCUGGUUUGAUGUUCAUUUGAAUAGCUGCAUCAGUUCAAGAGUUGUGGUCCCUGAAGAGUUAGAAACAAAAACUUGAUGUGACCUCAGAUUUAGUACAUGUACCAAUUACAACUGUAAACCAUUUUAUAUUUUUUCUUUACAAAAUUGAAAACAGCAAAACUAAUACUUUCCCUAUAAAAAUUAUCAGUUUGAUCUUUAGACUCAUUAUUUAUAUAAGUACAAUGGGUAGUCAAGGUCGUUAAACACCCUCUAAUAGUAUAAGUUACCAACUCUCAUCAAUGCAGAUUUUACCUUUAUGCACUGUGUUAUGUUGACCAUGUCUAAAGUUGAACUUUUGGAUUAUAAUGUUUUAAUUCCUUAGCUUUAUAAGGGAUUACUACUGACUAAGAGUAAGAAGUUGAAGGUCAUUACUUCUAGUUUGACCUCUUUAACAAGAAAUACCUGAUGUUUAUUGUGAAAAUCCUUGUAAAUCUGCAAAGAAAACAGACUGCUAGGUAUAUAUGGGGAGUAUCUAUUGGAUUGUCAAUAUAUCACUGGUGUUGUUUUAAAAUAAUAGUGGUACAAUUUAGAAUAUCAUUAUGAAAUAUAAGGUCCUAUCUGUAUUGGUAAUUUAAAAUGUAUAAACCAGUACAUAUUUUUGUGAACUAGUCAUCAGUUGGUUAAACUAAUGACUGUUGAUUAAUGGCAUAGUGUUUGUUUCAAAAUUUGAAAAGUUUUUAAGUCCUCUAAUGUUCAUCCAAGUGUCAUUGUAUGCUCCUAUAUCCCUAAAUUCAAAGAAAAACAUAAAUAUUGCUUUCUAGGUCCAGUAUUGAUUCCUGAAAAGUAGACUUAAAAACACUCUGUGUCACUGCUUGUUCACACCUAUUUCAUAAACACUUUGGGAUAAACUUGUUAAUAAGUAACAAUGUGUUACAUUUGUAAAUGAAGCUUUCCAUUAUAAAAUACAGAAGACCAUUCAAUACAGUAAAGAAUAUAUAAUUAGAUUUUUACACAACAGCAACUUCAUUAUUAAUUCAUCCUUCAUAUCCUGCUAAGUCAGUAGAUUUCUCUUGAAAAUUGAACGAAUGCAUUAAUUAUUUAGCUUCUUCAGUAGGUCAAUGUUCUAUAUAUAGAUACUGCCACUGCAUUCAGUGUGAUACAAUAUUUUCUCAACUCAAGAAAGUUAAAUUUACAACUUUUAAUUGUAGGGCUUUCCAACCUUCUGAAUUUUUUUUAAGUUAACUGUUUCUCUAUGAUAUAAAGACAUUGUUUAAUAUCUUUAAUUUCCAACGAUCUGAAAAUUUAUUUGUCAUCUGAGGCAUGGUCAACUUUUUUGUGAUGUCACAAUAGAAAAUUCAGGGGAGAGAAAGAAAUAUUUUUCGCCAUAAUUGAAUUUUGACCAAUAAAGAACUGAGAUCAAACAAACCUUAUGUUUAUUAUUAAAAAAUAAUCCACCAGAUCAAGAAAGUAAAAAUCGGUUAAGAAUGAGAGAAAUGUAGAUCUUCAUUCUGAAAAGGCACAAGUUUUGUCAUAACUAUUGAAUUUCCUGUCAUAACAUCCAACUUAUGAAAUUUAAUAAUUAUGAAACAUUUUUAGCAAUGAUAUACUAUGUACCAUUAUUGAUCUCUAAAAGUAAUCUUGUAAUUCACCAAGUGAAAUUUCGUGAUUUAUUUCAUUCCCUGACUUUGGCAGCAAUCACCAUUGUCAGCUAUGCCACAGGUCAAGAAUAAUGGUAAAAAAGUCCUAUCUAUUUGCAGCUGUACUUCAGGAAUAUUCCUAUCAUAAUCAAAGUUAUAAAAACAGUCACUAACUCUUGGAUAUUGGAAAUAUACCAUAACCAUUAAUGACCAGAAAACACUACAAGCUCAUUGUUUAUUCAUACAUUCUUCACAUUCCAUAAGUUAGAGUAAUUCUAAAAACAUGAUUUACGCCAAGACUUCAAUUUCUUCAAUGGAUUAUAGAUAUUUAAAUUACAUUUAAUACCUUGACUUAUUUAGUGAUUAGUGAAAAAAAAAAAAGAUAUAAAAAAUAUAAUGAUAUAUUUACCCAUAAAAAUUGAGGGGUAUAAGAACAAUAUACUCCCUUAGCGUGUCAUAAGAGUCUUGGUCAUUCAAAACUGGUAUGCAUUAUACUAGCCAAAGAAAAAAUAUUGUCCAACUCAGACAUACAAAUUUGAAUAGUUUUAUCAAAAUAGAUACAGGGUUCACCAUCUCAUAAAAAAGUAUACUUCUAUAAAGGGAUACUGGUCUAAAAUCACAAGUAACUUAUGGUUUCUUUAUCUUUUUCUUUUAAUACCACCCUUUAAAAUAGACAAAAUUCUGGGAAAAUCCCUAGAAUUGUUUUUGCAACAAUUGUGAAAACCCUGUAGGAACGGUAAAUGUCCUUCAGUAUGACAAUAUAAACUGAAGGACAGUAACAGUUAUUCCAAUUUAGUACCAAUGAAAAGGUCUUAAAUAGAUGUCUAAAAGACCAAUAAUAAUAAGCAUUAUUUUGAUAGUACAAUCAGUUUGGUAAGAUGUUAUCAUUAGAUCAUGUUUGAAAUGGUUGGAUCCUGUAAUGGUUAUUGUUUAUUAGUGCUAUGUUAUCAUUUAUGUUUUAAGAGAGUAUGGAUAAUAUCUCGUAUUUAAAUUUUUGUUUGUUAUACCAAAAGGAAUAUUUGUAUCUGCAGAAUAAAUGUUGUGCAUCUUAUAUGUAAAAGUGCUUGAGUGUCUAAAUAAAGCCAUUUCUAUAGAAUAAAUGCUUCGUGUAUUGUCUAACAAGUCAUAAAUGUACAGAAAGUGCUUCAUUAAGAAUUUACAGUAUACUAAUUGAAAUAGUCUAUUUGCCAAUUACCAAUUUGCUUCUAACUUACUGAAGUUGCUUCCCUUUGCCAGUUUCAGACUGGUUCUUAACCAUACAAUAAGGUGUUUAACCCAAUUUUUAUGGAAAAAUAACUAUUGAUAUCAGAGUUUUUAAAUUAACAAAAGAUUAAAUGUAAUUAAAAGAUUUGAAAAGACUUAUCCACAGAUAAAUUUGUUCUUUUUGCUAGCAUGUCAUGGUAGACCAUUGCUAAUGUGAUUAUUUUGUUUAACUGGUCUGGAUGGGUUCCCCACAACACACCCAAGUUAAUUCACAGAUACUAAGGGUGUCAUAGCUAUUUUUCUGAUGUGCUUCAAUUCUUACAUAAGACACCAAGAUCCUAAAACAAAAAUGUAUCUUUUUAUGUCAGUAAUUUAUAUGCAUAAAAUUGUGAGGGUCCACAAAUGUUGUUAUAUUUAAUGUAAUGGCAGAUAAUAAAAAUACUUUUUUGUCAGAAA